GAUGUUAGUCUACAGAAUCCAAUGUUGAUAAGGGAAGACUAUCAUAACUAAUAGCUAGCUGUAUCUUCUUGUUUUUCUGCACAUUACAAACGCUGGCAAAGACUGAGAGAUUAUCAUCUUCAUCCUCCAGUUCUUUGGCAGGACUGGACUUAAGCCAUGCCAGACAAGAGUGUCUAUCCUUAAAGAACCUUGGUUUAUCUUACUUUGAGAUAUUAUGAGUUGUCUGGGAAAACAGUUCUUUUCUCAUGAAAUGUAAUGGUCAUUCUUUGGGCUGAUUAUUGUAAAUAACACAAGUACUUUAAGAUCCUUAUGUGGAAGAGCGACGAAGCAGUGAAUUCAGUGACUUAAUGAAAUGAAGUAGGGAUUGUAUACAGUACUUUAAAAACCCAUUUAUAGAAGACUUCGUGCUCUUUCUCACUGACGCAUGUCAGUAUCUUUCAGUCCCAAAUGGUCAGUUCUGUAGUUUCUGCCCCUUUCCUGUUGUGCUUUCCUCUUUCCUCCUCUGAUGUGUUCUGUCUUCCUGCAUUCUUUGGGUAACGUAGUAGCUUGUGUUUGCUCUUUCUGCUGUCAUGAUGCUCACUAAAGGAUCCCUCUUCUGUGUAUACAAGGGGGCUGGGAUUCAGGCGUGAAGAAGCAAAGUCGUGGUUAAAGGCGUGCUUACUUGUUACUUGCUUCUACUGACCAGCCCUUGAACCUUUGGAUUCAUUUGUCCCUUGAAUUAUUUCUCUUCCCUUCUAUAUUUGGAAUGGAGAGCAUCAUGAUUAAUUCAUUUUGUGGGUGGGGAUGGGAUGGAUUGCCAUUAAAAGAGAACAUUUAUGUUUGAUUCUGUAAAGAGAUACAGAAAACUUUAAAAACUUUGUAAUAGGGGCAUUUAUUCUUUUUUCUUUUUAACAGUCAAAUUUCUAGAAGUUAUCAAACCUUUCUGUGCUGUUCUACCAGAAAUUCAGAAACCCGAAAGGAAAAUCCAGUUUAGAGAGAAGGUACUGUGGACUGCUAUAACUCUCUUCAUUUUCCUAGUAUGUUGUCAGAUACCACUAUUUGGAAUCAUGUCAUCAGAUUCUGCAGAUCCUUUCUACUGGAUGAGAGUCAUCCUUGCAUCCAACAGAGGAACCUUAAUGGAAUUGGGGAUCUCCCCAAUUGUAACAUCCGGUUUGAUUAUGCAGUUGUUAGCCGGAGCCAAAAUCAUUGAAGUUGGAGAUACACCCAAAGACAGAGCCCUAUUCAAUGGAGCCCAGAAACUGUUUGGUAUGAUCAUUACCAUUGGGCAAGCCAUUGUGUACGUCAUGACGGGCAUGUACGGGGACCCUGCCGAAAUGGGCGCCGGGAUCUGUCUGCUCAUCAUCAUUCAGUUGUUUGUUGCUGGUUUGAUUGUGCUGCUGUUAGAUGAGCUGCUACAGAAGGGUUACGGCUUGGGGUCUGGGAUUUCCCUCUUUAUUGCCACCAACAUCUGUGAAACCAUUGUCUGGAAGGCCUUUAGUCCCACUACCAUUAACACAGGCAGAGGUACCGAGUUUGAGGGUGCGGUCAUAGCGCUCUUCCACUUACUGGCCACCAGGACAGACAAAGUUCGCGCUUUAAGGGAGGCUUUCUACCGUCAGAAUUUACCCAAUCUCAUGAACCUCAUCGCUACAGUUUUUGUGUUUGCUGUUGUUAUAUAUUUUCAGGGAUUCCGUGUCGACUUGCCCAUCAAGUCGGCCCGCUACCGAGGGCAGUACAGCAGCUACCCCAUCAAGCUCUUCUACACGUCCAACAUCCCCAUCAUCCUGCAGUCCGCCCUGGUGUCCAACCUCUACGUCAUCUCCCAGAUGCUGUCAGUUCGGUUUAGUGGCAACUUUUUAGUAAAUUUACUAGGACAGUGGGCCGAUGUCAGUGGGGGAGGACCUGCCCGUUCCUACCCAGUGGGGGGCCUUUGUUACUACCUUUCCCCCCCUGAGUCCAUGGGCGCCAUAUUCGAGGACCCCGUCCAUGUGGUGGUUUACAUCAUCUUCAUGUUGGGGUCGUGUGCGUUCUUUUCUAAGACGUGGAUAGAGGUGUCUGGUUCCUCAGCCAAAGAUGUCGCUAAACAGCUUAAAGAGCAGCAAAUGGUAAUGAGGGGCCACAGGGACACCUCUAUGGUUCAUGAGCUUAAUAGUUUGUUUUCAAGUGUUAACUGUCCCAUUUCUGAAAUGGGCACGGAGCUAAGCCUGUGUGCAGCGUUAGUACCAGCUGCCUUAAAACCGAAGUUUACAUCAUUCAUUACAAAACGUACACGCAGUGUUGCCUGUGAUGCUGGAAACCAGUGUACCCGCCUCGCCAUGUUCAGCUGUGACGGUGAGAUGGUGACGUGCAUCAGUUUUGCACACAACAUUCAAAACACUCAGUAUUCCCCUGACUUGUUUAAAAAUAAAGAGUUCAAAUUGCCACUUUCCAGUAUUUUUGUGCUUAUUUAAUGAGUUCUGGAACAUUUAUAUCUAAUCUAUAUUUUAGAUAUAAUUGCUUUUUAUACUUUUUUAACGCAUAGUGUCCAUGUUCCCACCCUCCCUCCCUCCUAUUUGUCUUUCCUCAAAGCAGCCGUGUAGCCCACGUGGGCAGAAUCGAGCUUUCCGUCACAUCUGUCAUGAGAGACAACCGCUUCUGAUUUCCCGAUCUCCAGUCCCCCUCCUCCCCAGGGACAGCACCGUCCAUGCUGUUUUGCUGUAUUGGCUAUGCCUUGAAUUCCAACACGUCACUUGAGAAUACUCUUAGAAGAGCCUAUGCUCCAGUUGUUUUUUUUUUAAUCCCUAAAGCAAAGAUCUAAUUCUCAAGCAAUGUCUGUAGUUCAGUGGGGGUGAACGACGAGUAAUUCGUGCUAGAAUCUGUGUCUGUUGUACUUGACAGCAGCAACAUGAG
Vicugna pacos (alpaca) is the source of this 2868-nucleotide messenger RNA. NCBI's taxonomy places the organism in Eukaryota, Metazoa, Chordata, Mammalia, Artiodactyla, Camelidae. The record is from RefSeq and is a predicted model, not a curated record.